AUGCUAUCAGCCAAGACACCUGCAACGCCAGCUGAACGAGUGGCAUAUAAGUAUGAUACAAAAACGUUGUUAUGGCUUGCGCACAGUCCGUUAGUGUGUAUGCCGGAAGGCAUGGUGCCACUGGAAGUAUGGUAUGGAUCAUGGAAACCAUAUACACCACGACCCUUUUCUUCAUCUUUGCAGCAGGCGGGGCAGCGAGAUGGACGGAAGGAUGGCCGCGAUGGGUUGCAUGAGGGUAUGAAUGCGACGUCAAGCCGGCGGGAACCACAACUACGUGGACGCCGUGGUCAGCUUGAUGAUGCUGGCUCGGAGCGACGUAAUGUGGGCUUCAAGCCAGCGGACUUUGUUCCCGCCACGUCCACAAACUCGCGCACGCGCACCGGCAGCAGCAAAUCUGACGCCGGCUCUAAAAAUGUGGAAGACGAUGGGCGGACCUGGCGACGAACGAAUGAGGCUGCGACAUUGGCCGUACCAUUGCACUCGUCAUCAGCAUCUACAUCAGAUGCUGCUUCUUCGGGAUCUGUGACAUCGGCGCUGGCGCCCAUGGAUGCACAUGGUCCCAAAAGCAUGCCGGAAUGGAUGCAGGAUGAGGCCCACGUGGCCAAAGAUGCUCCUGCUCGUUCGCAGUCAUCGCGCUCAACGCCUGCGCCCACGGGGGUCGAGUCGAUCGAAGCUUUCAAAGCGCAGAUGCGUGAGAAGGACCGCCGUGAAGCUGCUGAACGCGGCGACUCAAACGCGCGCAGCGAGCUUCGUGGUGCGCGUUCAGAGCGUAGCAUGUAUCAGGACCUGGCGCAUGAAGAGACCGAAAGUGAGCAUAGCAGUCGUUUUGCACGCUUCUUCGACGUGAAGGGCGAGACGAGAAGCCCACAGAGCGGCACAUCGUCACCAUCCGUGAACAAGUCCCUAGAUCUUUUUGGCAUGUUCCAGAGUCUCAAGUCGCGCGAUACCGACAAGAGUUUAGACGCUACGACUUCAACAGGGACCAAAGAUGUUGGCACUCCAUCCAUGACGGCUACCAACACUGCAUCGCCGUUGAGUCAGUCCGCCCCUGAGGCAUCGGCGCCCCUCUCUACAUCACCCGCGGUCACACAUGCACAGCCGCCUGCGUCUUCAACAGCGUCUUCAGUCUCAUCGGCGGCGGCGGCUCCUUCGCUUGCGGCUGGCGCUGCAUCGUUCCCACGCACGUACUCAAGGCCUGCAUCAGAGUCGCCAUCACCCUUACAAACACCAGCCUCAACGGUACCUUCCCAGAGUACUCUGCCUACACAUCCGACACUGCUGCAGCCAACCAUGGAUCGAUUCGCAUCGAGCGCAUCCGCGCCAUCGUUUCCUGGUAGUUCCAGUGCCCAUGCCUAUACAAAUGCCAACAUAAGCAGCGCGGCGCCCAAGCCGAGUGCUGCUGACAUGGCCUCUAUGCAGGUUCUGAUGGCAAAGCUGAUGAAAUCUCGCGCGCAAGCCGGUAGCUCCAGUACGUCGGCGAAGGAUGCGUCCUCUCCGCUCGCCUCGUCAUCGCUGUCACCAGCCGCUGUAUCUACGCCUGAUGGCCACACCUCGAGUCCGUCACUACCGGCUCAACCACCCCCAGGUAUCGGUGGUGUCCCGCCAGGACUUGGCGGCCUACCAAGGCGGACGGGUGCUGCCAUGCCACCACCGCCAGGCAUUGCUGGGCCGCCCCUGGGUAUGGGUGCAUCUCAUGCCUCCUAUGUGUCACCAGGACAUUCUGUACGUCCUCCAACUUCAUCGAACGCUGCGUCGCCACAUGCAGUGACAUCCUCAUCGCCAUCAUCCUCGUCACAUGCCGCAUCAGGCACAGCAGCAGCUCCUAUGACGUCGAUGGCGUUCUUGCAAUCUCUCUUACAGCCAUCGACGCGGUCUAUGCUUCAAGUACCGCCAAAUGCACCACCAGCUGCUUUUCCACCGCCACAUCCUGGCAUGUAUGCGAAGAAUCCGCCAUGGGCUGGUUUGCCUCAUGCCGCCCCUCCUCUACCGCCUCCAGGGCUGGGAUCUGUGUCACCACAUGAUCUUUCACGACCAACGCAGCCUCCUUGUCCUCCUCCUCCUCCUCCUCCUGGCAUGAGCCAACCGCCAGGGAUCGCCGGCAGUGCUGGCGUUCGACCUGCCUCUCCAGCUCCCUGGCUCGAGGAGGCGUCCCGUACUCAACGACCACAGGAUUCAUAG
Malassezia globosa CBS 7966 is the source of this 2178-nucleotide messenger RNA. RefSeq lists its product as uncharacterized. The coding region runs from base 1 to 2178 and encodes 725 amino acids. The transcript has a single exon. Lineage: Eukaryota; Fungi; Basidiomycota; Malasseziomycetes; Malasseziales; Malasseziaceae. The record is from RefSeq and is a predicted model, not a curated record.